CCUUGAACACCGACUCUAAUAACACUCCUUUAAAUGCACUUUCUCUUUACGCCCAACCACAUCCAGCUGCUGAGCUCAUGCUAUCCCCCGACCUCUGCCCUCCUCACAGCGGGUCCAGCCUAUGCUCCCAGUGCCCAUGAACUCAGUCGACUCACCUAUUAUGCAUCCAAUCACCCUGGUAAACUGACCAAACUAGGAGCUGAAAUUGAGAAGCGAGUUCGAACUGAGGCUAGGAAGGCCAAGGCAGGAAACCUCAGGGCAAGAGCUACCCUGCUUAUAACGUUCGCCAUCUUCCGUGCUCUGGCCACGGAAUGCCGACGAGACAUUGCUCUCAUUUCUCCCGCCUUAAUUGCUUCGAUUGAUGUCGCCCUCGCCGCCACACCUCAAGAUCUCGAAGUCGUUGCAAGAAUCGCCAGUGUGUUUACUGCCUGGACAACUUAUACCAACGGCCAGUUGAUUGGGACUGACCAUGUCCUCACUCAAAACUAUCUAUCCGUUCUGCGGCAAUUUGCCGAACUUAGUUGUAGCAAGUCAAUGGAUUCUGAGACAAGGAAUAGGACACGUUUGAUUGGCCUUGCAGCAAUCACCGGCGCCCUUAACUCUGAAGCUCUCUAUAAUGAUUCUCGACAAUUCAAAGCACAAAUCAUAGUCCUUAUGCGACCCAUUCUUCUUUCUUUAUUCGAAACGAACCUAUCUACCCUCGACGAGCAAUCUACCGCAGCAAGGGAUACUCCAAGCUCUCCGUAUCUAGCAGAGUUUAGGACACGACCGGCCCUGGAACGACGAGCGGCAUCCAUACACCUUCACAUUGAUGGCGACAAAGGCCCAUCCUCUACGGACGUUUCUGACGCUUGUUUGCGCGCGCUGUUCUCUCUGUUGGAACACGCAGGCGGUGUGCAGCUCGGACACAUCAUGCAAUCCUCUUUUGACAACCUCGAUGCCAUUGAUGGGUGGAAAGCCCUUGAUCACUGUUGUUGGUACGCCAAGAAGCUGGUUGAAUGGGCACAAUAUCAGUACCGCUUCGUGGUGCCCACAUGGCUGGUGGACAAGCUUCUGGAAAACCAGGACGCCCAUGGACCCGAUCCACUUCAGCUUGCGUUGGCGUCUAUGGUCGAAGUUAUUAACCGUAUCGUCAUGAUAGAAGUUCAAGGCCCCAGAGAAGAUGGAAAAGUGCCGAAAGGUCGCUCCUCGGCCCUUUGUCACUUGCUGAAGGCACUCAAAGAUCUCAUCCGCAUGGCCAACGAACACGAGGCGAUGACGGUUCCCGGGCCUAUGAGGACGUCAAGAGAAAGGUCGCGCUCUCCGCCACCUCGUAUUGAGGCUCAGAAGCCUGAGCUGACGGUGAUUGCACCGCGAAGAACGCGGGUCUCGCCUGAGCUGUGGCAAGACACGCUCAGCUUGAUCUGCGACAGGGACCUCGAAGUCAGGAAGGAGUACAGUGACACUUUGGUCUAUUACCUCACUGAGGAAAUGCCCAAGGUCGGAGAACUUCUAGAUGCCGAUGGUGUUCGAAGAGUCCCCAAACUCUCGGAAGGCGCAAUGCUUCAAGUCGCGAACGUCAACCUUUUCCUCAAUUCGGGGGAUGUCGGCAGUCAGUUCCUCGACGCAUUACAUGCGUACGCAUUCAUUCUUGCCAUCAACACUACUCCAGGGUUAAACCUCCCUUCGCAAUCACCCGAACAAUUGGAUUCCGCUGGACCAUCGAGUGAAGACAGGACAAGUUCAGAGGAAAGGAGGCGCUCGAUGUCGAUAUCAGGUCGACCGCGAGCAAGGAAGGCAUCUCUGCAGCGUCGCCUAACUCUGGAUCCAGUAUCGCUUCCUGUCCCUCCACUUGGAUGGGAGGCCGACUAUGCAAGUCUCCGAACAAUACUUCAAACUGUCCAAAAUCAAUUGCCUAUUAGAGGUCUUCUGACUGGCGUCCCUAUGCUUGCCCGGCUUAGCAAUUCCAUUGCCAAUUCACCGACAUCCACACUCGCAGGCCCUUUGAGCGCCAUCAUCGUUGAACUUUGGAAGACAAUCGGGGAGAUCUGGGAGUCCAAGGAACUGGUCGAAUUUGCGGAGAGGGUUUUAAGUGGUGGUACCGUUCCCCGGGAAGUGGACAGUGCAAAUGUGCUUCAACUUUUGGCGGAUUGUGUGCAUGUCCAAGCAGCAUUGGGUACGGACGCGGCUGAAAUUCUCCGCCGGUUGUCCGUUCAUUGGACGCCCAAAGGCGCUCUUUAUGGAUUUACUGAGAGGACCACGCAAGCAUUCGACGCGACCGUCCGAGGCGACAAUCUCUCGCCACUUCUGAAGCUUUCUCCUGCUUUGAUGCAGAUCGAAAACCUUUCACUACAAAGUCUGGCCAAGUCUACGAGGGGCCUGGGAGUAUCCGACCUCCGGGAGGCUCUGGAAGGGAGGAACAAUAUGUCCAAUCCAGCUUUGGCCAAAGCAGCCUCUAUAUCCACAUACGACUACACUUCCUCGAUGACAGGCGGUGAUGUGCUGAGCGGUUUGGGACUUACGCCAACACGCUCGAGGACUAAAGCGAGCCCUCGAAAAGCGUCUGCGACCAGCGGCGAUGUUAAAGACGUGCUGUCCAAGCUUGGGAUUGGCAAGCAGAGCAACACUCGGCUCAAAACUCCUUUCCAAUCGGUUGCACAGAAAAUGGAUAGUUAA
Messenger RNA from Coprinopsis cinerea okayama7#130, 2655 nucleotides. Its product is annotated as EFR3. Gene Ontology annotation, biological process: protein localization to plasma membrane. The coding region runs from base 34 to 2655 and encodes 873 amino acids. The transcript is spliced from 9 exons. The record is from RefSeq and is a predicted model, not a curated record. Lineage: Eukaryota; Fungi; Basidiomycota; Agaricomycetes; Agaricales; Psathyrellaceae.